Lacerta agilis (Sand lizard) is the source of this 2715-nucleotide messenger RNA. RefSeq names its product immunoglobulin superfamily member 2-like. The transcript has 8 exons. Bases 1 to 2715 code for a protein of 904 amino acids. The record is from RefSeq and is a predicted model, not a curated record. Lineage: Eukaryota; Metazoa; Chordata; Lepidosauria; Squamata; Lacertidae.
AUGUUCUUUCUACUAAUAGGACCUAUCCAGUGCUUGGCAGCUGUGCUCCUCCUGCUGCUUGAUCUCUGUGCAGGAGAAAGGAUGGUGUCCAUUCAGAAAGGAGUUCUAUAUCGAGCAAGAGGCUACCACAUCACCAUCUGGUGUAAUGUCAGUGGUUACCAAGGACCAAUGGAGCAGAAUUUCGAAUGGUCCAUUCAUCGGCCAUCGGACCCAAAUAGAAAGCUGCAAAUCAUCAGCACGGAUGAUGCCUCCUUUCCUUAUGCUGUCUACUCUCAGCGUGUUGGAAGUAGGGAAAUCUACGUAGAAAGGAUCCGAGGAGAUUCUGUUCUGCUGCACAUCACUGAGCUCAAAGACGUGGAUGCUGGCGAGUAUGAGUGUUACACACCCAGCACAGAUGCUGGUUACCUUGGGACUUAUGGUGCCAAAACAAACCUUUUUGUAAUUCCAGACCUGCUCGCUGCCACCAUGAGGCCACAGGCUCUCAUCCGAGAUCAAGGGGAUUCAUUAGAACUCAUUUGCGAAGUGUCAACAGCUACAGUCCAACACACCCACCUCUCGGUUGGCUGGUACCUUCUUCCAGAAGGAGGCAAUGGACAAGCCCAGAGGAUCAUUUCCCUGUCCAGAGAUUUUGUCUUACUACCAGGGUCCUCUUACAAUCAGAGGUUUUCCUCAGGAGAUAUCAGGCUAGACAAAAUUGGGGGCAGAGAAUAUAAGCUCUCCAUUGUUAGCAUACAACCCACAGACCAGGGGGAAGUUUACUGUGAGGCAGUGGAGUGGAUUCAAGAUCCCAAUGAAACUUGGAAAGAUAUUGCCCGGAAACAGACAGACAAAACAUCGCUGACCAUCAGAAGCCUGGAUUUAUCCAUCUAUAUAACCCGUUGCAUUUUGUUCACAGAAAGCCACUUGCAACUGUUUGUGUGGGUCAAUAAGAAACAAAUAAUGGAAGGAGAAACUUUGGUUUUCAACUGUAAUGUGAGUAUAGCUGCAAAUUCGCUAUCUGUGAACUGGUGGCAUAUCCAGAGGGACAGAGAUCCUCCACUGCUCAUUGCCAGCAUGGAACAAAAUGGCAGACUAAAGAUAGGUGCUUCUUACUUGGAGCGCAGUGCUCAUGGUGAGCUCAGGUUAGAGAAGAGGGACCCUUCCACAUUUACGUUGACCAUCUACAACACUUUCGCCACAAAGGAUACAGGGCUGUAUCGCUGCGAAAUGACAGAGUGGUCUGAGAGCAGGAGCUGGAAACACACACAGGAAAUCUCAACAAGAGUUGAACCACUGGGGCAGAAUUUGAAAGCUAUACUGAGUAGCAGAGUUCCAAAUGUAAAACUGCAGGAAGACCUUGUACUGUUCUGCAAGGUGGCUGGUAAUGAUGACAUCAUCAACAAUGUGCCAGUCUCCAUCACCUGGCUAUUCCAGCCUCACUUGAAGCUGAGUGGCUAUCAGCAAGUGGUCAAAGCCACCGCAAGAGGCACCAUCGAAUGGGGAUUGGCGUUUAUGCAAUUUGAGAAGAAAACCAAGAUUACAAAAUCCUCUUCUUUAUCCCAACUCCUUAUCCACAGUGUCACAUGGCAAGAGACAGGGAUGUAUAAGUGUGAAGUUGAAAUCUGGAGAAACUCACAGGAUGCCAGAAACUUGUCUGCAAUAGCAGCUUCUGUGCUAUCCUCUAAUCCUGUUGAGAUCAAGGUCACCCAACCAGAAAGCAAUCUCAGAAUCAACAUGGAUGUAAAGUCUUUGGAAAUCACCAGCAAUGAAGAUGUAAGAAUUGAUUGCAGAAUCAGGUCGUUGACCAAUGAGAAUUCUUGGUUAGGAGUCACCUGGUAUUUUCUCCCAUUUUCUGCCACAAAUGCAGUUCCACUGCUGAUUAUAAGAACGAAUUACACUAACAUAUUGGAAUAUGGGGAAGCGUUCAGUUCUCUGCAUCAGAAAUCCAGAUUUCAUAACAUGAAGGUCUCCAACCACCUGUACCAGCUGCUUAUUCUGUCAGGGGGUUAUGAUGCCCAUGGCGAAUAUUACUGCGUAGUAGAUGAAUGGAUCUGGUUGACAGAUGGGGGCUGGUACAAACUUGGAACGAUGGAAUCUGGAAAAACCACGGUAUAUUUCAAGUUUUCAGAAAAUAAGCCCCUUGUUGAACGAACGAACUACAGCAUCACUGUCACCGAAAAUGAGGAUGUGACCUUGAACUGUACCCUACAGAGGCCAUUACAGCCCACCUCCCACUUCUCCAUCAGUUGGUUCAGAGUGUCAGAACAGUCCAAUACGGAAACCCUGGUGAAUAUGAAAGGCAAUGGCAUCAUUGAUUACGGCAAUGGCACAAUGGCAAGGAGGCUGCACCCCCACUGCCCUUCUGUGGGUGAUUUUCUUCUGAUCCUGCAGAAUGUGGAGAAGGAUGAUGCUGGGCUGUUCUACUGCCGGGUGGAAGAAUUCAAGGCUGUCAACUGCAGUGCUGCAGGAGCAAAACAUGAAUGGGGUGAAUCAGGAUUCAGCAAGCUAGUUGUACUCCCUUCAGGGAGGAGCAGACCUGAGCUGAAGGCGAGCGAGCGAACUAGCGACACUGAGCGCGAGCAGCUGCUGAACGGGGCCAUCCCACCUCGGGUUGCUGAUCUGCCCCAUCCUUACAGUUCAGCAAGCAGAAGAGACGAAGCCCCUCCCGAACUGUCGAUGCAGUCCGUGCAAGAGGACGAUCUCAGCCUUGCUUUCCCUUUCGUCCAGGAAAACUAG